Molecule: messenger RNA, 1826 nt
Organism: Hydra vulgaris (swiftwater hydra)
Lineage: Eukaryota; Metazoa; Cnidaria; Hydrozoa; Anthoathecata; Hydridae
Source: RefSeq, a predicted model, not a curated record
UCAUAGUUAUUAAUAUAACAAAUUGUAUAGUAAUAUAAUUACAUAAUAUAUGUUAUACAUUACUUAAAUGUUAUUUAAGUAAUGUAAUUACUUUCUUUUUAAGCAUCUCUACGUGUGUUUUCAAUGCAUACUUUGUUAGAAGCAGAAACCAUAGGUUUAAAUCUUAUACCUGUUGAAGUAAAGUUAUAACAUGUAUAUCAAAAAGUAUAAGUGAAAAUAAAAAUGAUGAAGAUUUUGAUAUUGUUAAUGAAAGAUCCAUUCAAAAUAAAAAAGAAAGUGUAGAUACACAAGUCAGGUAUAAUCAGAGAAAGUAAACGAAAAUUGACAGCAUUAACAACCUCCAUUAAAAUAAAGGUAGCCUUUUCCCUUAAAAUAUCAAAAGGAAGUUUUGAAGAACAGUCAAGUUUUAAUAAUGAGUAUAUGAAAAAAGCAAACUUGUUUGAUAAAAUGAUGGUAUUGUUAACAAAAUUGCAACAUCAAAAAAAGUACAACUUGCGACACACAGAAUUGUUACUUUAUAUUGUCUGUGAUAUAACUAAUAAAGACUGUAUGAUGAGGAAAUGUAAAAAAUGCCCAGCAACUAUGAAUACAUUGGUUGAAAAACUUUAUGAUAUACUUGGAGAAUUUGAAGAUGAUGAUGAGAUUGAGUUUGAUCAAUGGGCAACAACAGAUAGGUCAGACUUGACACAUAAUAAAGAGCCAGUGUUUGAUUACAUUGAACUAGUAUGUAUAAAACUGGAAAAACUUGCACCACAUUCGUAUUUAGCAAAGAGUCAAGCAUUAUACCUGAGAUCAAGAAAGGAAGAUAUGAAUGAGGAAACAGCAUUAUUUCUGGGUGGUUUUUCAGAAAACUAUAAAUUUGUAGUUCAGGAUGAUAUGCAAAGCUUUUAUUGGACAAAUUUACAAUGUACACUUCAUCCAGUGAUUAUUUAUUUCAAAAAAGAAGGCAUUCUUAAGCACAACUCCUAUUGUAUUAUUUUGGAUGAUAUGAUCCAUGAUGUGAACAUGGUUUAUAAAAUUAUUGAGGUUGUUUGCAAUGAUAUAAAAUCAAACUUGCCUCAAAUAAAAAAUAUUGAAUACUUUUCAGAUGGGUGUGCAGGUCAGUAUAAGAAUUGCAAAAAUAUGUUAAAUCUUUGUUUCCAUUGUGAAGAUUUUGGUUUUACUGCUAAAUGGAACUUUUUUGCAAUUAGUCACGGUAAGCAACUUUGUGAUGGGAUAGGUGGUACAGUCAAACGUCUGGCAACACUAGCAAGUUUGCAAAGAGAUAUGGGUAAUCAUAUUUUAUCUCCACAAACAAUGUAUAAAUGUUGCAAUGAAAACAUUGAAGGCAUAAAUUUCAUAUAUAUUUCAUCAGAAGAUUUAACUUUGGUGAGAACCGCUCUUAAAGAACGAUUGGAUGCUGCUAAUACAAUACCUGAAACACGUAGUUACCAUCAGUUUGUACCCCUUGGCCAUCAAAAGGUAGGCACUAAGCUAUGCAGUGUUGAUGAAGAAUUCGCUUUAAUUCAUGACUUUAGAAAUAUCCAGAUAACAACUGUAAACCUAGUGUCAGGUGAUUAUGCCUGUGUUUCCUAUGAGCAAAGUGGUGGAUAGGAGUCAUUGAAGAUAUUAAUUUAGAAGAAAAAGAUGUGCUUGUAAAAUUUGUGUCCUAAUGGUCCUGCACGGUUUUUUUAAUGGCCACCAAAGGAAAGCCAAUGCUGGAUUCUUGAUGUCCACAUUAUUUGCAAAGUUGAGGUACCGAUAACGAAAACAGGACUUUGCUACUAUCUAGCCAAAGAAGACUUAAAAAAAAAUUUUUUUCCUAAGAAUGUAGAGAUUUUUAUAUU